Bipolaris oryzae ATCC 44560 is the source of this 360-nucleotide messenger RNA. RefSeq lists its product as uncharacterized. The record is from RefSeq and is a predicted model, not a curated record. The coding region runs from base 1 to 360 and encodes 119 amino acids. The transcript has a single exon. Lineage: Eukaryota; Fungi; Ascomycota; Dothideomycetes; Pleosporales; Pleosporaceae.
AUGGCACAAGCUGUUUUUGACGAGUGCAAGGAGGGAGAUAAACCACUCUUCCAGGUAGAGAGCGAUUGGCAGAGCUGGCCUGAGGCGGCGCAGGAAAAUGACGUUUUGAGCUGGUUUGCCCCACUUACAGAGCGGUUGUUGGGCCUUGCAGAUGGGUGUCAGUCGGUAUCUAGGAUACGCCGGCGAACACUAGCACAGCCGCAUCAGCCUCUACAAGGCUCCACUGCCGAUCGCAAGUUGGACAUUGGCUUUGUGGACGAUCCGAACGCCGGCGUGAACUCGAAAUAUCAAUGGUCACAUAUCCUUGUACCCGGAGAGCUCAAGAGCAGCCCGUCAGCCGACAAAGCGUCCAAGGCGUGA